This is a messenger RNA of Naegleria gruberi, 903 nucleotides long. RefSeq lists its product as uncharacterized. Gene Ontology annotation, molecular function: hydrolase activity, acting on carbon-nitrogen (but not peptide) bonds, in linear amides. The transcript has 2 exons. Lineage: Eukaryota; Heterolobosea; Eutetramitea; Acrasida; Naegleriidae. Bases 1 to 903 code for a protein of 300 amino acids. The record is from RefSeq and is a predicted model, not a curated record.
AUGAAAAUUGCUCUUGCACAAGUUCGUUCCAUCAAUAAGAUUGGUUUUAAUUUUGGAGUUUGCGAAAAAUUGAUCAAAGAGGCUUCGGAACAUAAAGCUUCAUUGAUUUGUUUUCCUGAAUGUUUUGCAUUUAUGGGAACAAGUGCAACAGAGACAAUUGCAAACUCUGGAUCUUUGGAUUCAGAACUUUUUAAAUCCUAUCAAGAUUUAGCUAGAAAAUAUUCAAUCAAUAUUUCAUAUGGUGGAUAUCAUGAAAAGUCAUCUAAUGAUCCUCAUAAAAUAUUUAAUUCACAUAUACUUGUAAAUAAUAAUGGUGAAAUAAUUAAUGUUUAUAGAAAAGUUCAUUUAUUUGAUUUGAAUACUGAAAAAGUUAAAUUGAAGGAAUCAGAAAUUACAGAAUUUGGAAAGGAUUUACUUGUUGAUGAUGGUGGAUUGAUAUUUUCAAAUGAUUUAAAAAUUGGAUUAUCUAUUUGUUAUGAUUUAAGAUUUCCAGAAUUAUAUAUUUUACUGAGAAAGAUGAAUAAUGCCAAGAUUUUAUUAGUACCAGCUGCUUUUACCAAACAUACAGGAGAAUUAGGUCACUGGAAAACUCUUUUGAUGGCAAGAGCUAUUGAAAAUCAAUGUUAUGUGAUUGCAAGUGCUCAAGUUGGUACUCAUAAUUUGAAGAGACAAUCUUAUGGUCACAGUUUAGUGAUUGAUCCAUUAGGAAAGAUUAUUCUUGACCUAGGUUCACAGGAAGAAACAUUUGAUUUGGACAUUCAAGAAAAGGAACCUUUCGAAGGAAAAUUAGGUUUUGUGGAAAUUGAUGAUUGGAUUUCUAAUAUCAAAAAAGUAAGAGAAGGAAUGCCAGUUUUUGAUCAUAAGAGAAGUGAUUUAUAUGAUGUGAUCACAAAGAAGGAUUAA